Olea europaea var. sylvestris is the source of this 2427-nucleotide messenger RNA. Its product is annotated as proline-rich receptor-like protein kinase PERK1. The record is from RefSeq and is a predicted model, not a curated record. The transcript has 8 exons. Gene Ontology annotation, molecular function: ATP binding; protein kinase activity. Bases 187 to 2211 code for a protein of 674 amino acids. Gene Ontology annotation, biological process: protein phosphorylation. NCBI's taxonomy places the organism in Eukaryota, Viridiplantae, Streptophyta, Magnoliopsida, Lamiales, Oleaceae.
CCUCAUUCAGUAACUUUCUCUCUCUAAAAUCUAGAAAGAGAAACUAUCGAACUUAAGGAAUCAAACCCACUGACGGAAAAUUUUCCGCAACAGGUUUUCAUCCUCGUUCAGUAUAUCUAUAAUAAAUUCAUUCCUAUAAUCUGGAAGAAUUUCUAGUAGAUAUUGUAAUCGGGGAUUAAUCGGAAAAUGUCUUCACCAACGCCGGGAGCUGCACCGGCUCCUGCUUCACCGCCGGCACCACCAACUAAUUCUACAUCACCGCCGCCUGCUCCCGCAGCAUCAACGCCGCCUCCUACUCCAACAACUUCUCCACCACCUGCAAGCCCAACUCCUCCAGCCACCUCUCCACCACCAGCUUCAUCCCCGCCGCCGCCGCCUUCCAGUACACCUGCUCCAGUUUCUCCACCAGCUCCUCCCGCCUCAACGCCGCCUCCGACUAACUCCCCCACCGUCCCAACACCACCUCCCCCUUCUAGGUCUCCACCCUCCCCCCCUUCGCCACCCACAGGUGGGAAUUCUCCGCCGGCUCCACCCACUCGGAAUCCUCCUCCUGCACCGGGUAGGAACACCCCCUCUCCUCCGGGUACAUCAAGAUCUCCGCCGUCGCCGCCAUCACCGUCGUCUGACGGUGGUGGAAUAUCGACGGGGACGGUGGUUGGGAUAGCCGUAGGGGGUGUUUUGAUACUUGCAAUUCUGAGUAUUCUGUUUAUAUGUUGUAAGAAGAAGAAAAGAAGACCCCAAGGCCCCCCAGAUUACUAUGUUCCUCCACCACCAACUGGGCAGAAAGUCGACCCCUAUGGCGGACAAGGUCAGAAUUGGCAGCAUAAUGCGCCGCCACCUGCAGAUCAUGUCAUGACAAUACCACCUAAACCUUCUCCACCACCUGCCGGUUUGUCAAGACCUCCUCACUCGCCCCUACGUGCUCCUUCAUCUCAACCUCCCCCACCUCCUGCUCCUUUCAUGAGCAGCAGCGGAGGUUCGGGUUCGAACUAUUCUGGUGCUGAAACUCCACUUCCGCCGCCUUCUCCUGGCAUGGCUUUAGGGUUUUCUAAGAGCACAUUUUCGUAUGAAGAAUUAGCUAUGGCAACAGAUGGCUUCUCCGAUGCCAACCUUCUUGGGCAAGGUGGUUUCGGUUAUGUGCACCGAGGAGUCCUUCCAAACGGUAAAGAGGUUGCAGUUAAGCAGCUUAAAUCUGGAAGUGGACAAGGGGAGCGUGAAUUCCAAGCUGAAGUCGAGAUCAUCAGCCGAGUGCAUCACAAACAUCUUGUUUCUCUGGUUGGAUAUUGCAUAACCGGGACCCACAGAUUGCUUGUAUACGAGUUUGUUCAAAAUGAUACCUUGGAAUUCCAUUUGCAUGGAAAGGGGAGACCUACAAUGAAUUGGCCCACACGGUUGAAGAUUGCUCUCGGGGCUGCGAAGGGUCUGGCAUACCUUCAUGAAGAUUGUCAUCCAAAAAUUAUUCAUCGGGAUAUCAAAGCAUCUAAUAUUCUUUUGGAUUUUAACUUUGAAGCAAAGGUCGCGGAUUUUGGUCUCGCAAAGCUUUCUUCGGAUGCAAAUACUCAUGUCUCCACAAGAGUGAUGGGAACAUUCGGGUAUUUGGCUCCGGAAUAUGCAUCCUCUGGAAAACUUACUGAGAAGUCCGACGUAUUCUCCUUUGGAGUCAUGCUUCUCGAGUUGAUUACUGGACGACGACCUAUUGAUUCAAAUCAAUCCUACAUGGAUGAUAGUUUGGUAGAUUGGGCACGGCCCUUGCUCACACGAGCGUUGGAAGAUGGAAACUUCGAUACCCUUGUUGAUUCACGACUACAAAAUGACUACAAUCAUAACGAACUUGCUAGCAUGGUGGCAUGUGCGGCUGCAUGCGUUCGUCAUUCAGCAAAGCGUAGGCCACGGAUGAGCCAGGUGGUGAGAGCUUUAGAAGGUGAUGUAUCCCUGUCUGAUCUUAACGAAGGAAUUAAACCCGGACAUAGUACGAUGUAUAGUUCUCAUGGAAGUUCCGAUUAUGAUACCACACAAUACAACGAGGACAUGAAAAAAAUCCGCAAAAUGGCUUUCGCCAGUAAGGAUUAUGCCAGCAGCGAUCAGUACAGUAAUCCAACCAGUGAGUACGGGUUAAAUCCAUCAGGCUCGAGCAGUGAAGGUCAACAUACUAGAGAUAUGGAGAUGGGACGGACUAAAAAGGACAGCCGAGGUUUCAGUGGCGGCUAUUGAAGACAGAUUCCUAUUUCUCUGUAUAAAUCGAAACUGCGACUUUUUCUAACAUCAACUGUAAGUUGCAACAAUUGCUGAGGUUGGCAUUUUUUUUCCUGAGGUAGUUGCAUACAGAAUAUGUUGUUUUCUUUUCUCUAUUUUUAUUGUUAAAAAUUAUUUUUUCUUAGUGUACUUAUUUAAUUGUUACUUAUAUGAUAAUACAAUUCAAUUCUUUUA